Molecule: messenger RNA, 1518 nt
Organism: Mesorhabditis belari
Lineage: Eukaryota; Metazoa; Nematoda; Chromadorea; Rhabditida; Rhabditidae
Source: the annotation of a GenBank genome assembly
AUGACUUCUAACAAAAACUCGGCGACCGAGCAGACAGUGCAAAAUUUCGACAAAAAUGGUGUCGUUUGCUUACGAAUCAGCAAUCAACGCUCAUUUGAUCAAGCUUCGCAAAGUGGUGGGACGAAAGCUGGACGUGUUUGCAAUGAAAAACUGGAAUCUAACUCCUGUUCUCCUGAAAGUGGGAAGAUUAUCAAAAUAGAGAACGCUGCUUCGACUGCAAAGGAUUUAGAUGAUUGUGUUUCUUCGAAAUCUGUGUCGAGCUCUUGUUCUUACAAGUCGAUAAAACCAAGAGCUGAACGUGAGCGGCAAAUUGCACAAGAUUUGGAACCAUUUGAAAUGAGCGGAAGCGGCUCAUGCCUCACUGUUCAAUUAAAAAAAGGCACAAAGGGGUUUGGUUUUACGAUAGUUGGACGAACCACCACCAGAGGCAAGCUGAUUCUAUGUGUCGGAUGGGUGCAUCCCGAUGGGCAAACGUUUGGAAUUUUGAAAGCUGGUGAUCAAAUCACCGAGGUCAACCAUGCUCCGGUUAUUGACAUGAAACACGAAGAUGUUACUGAUCAAUUGAAACGCAUAAAAGUUGGGUCGAUUGUAACCUUGGGCAUUAUUCCGGCUGUUAAGGUUAACGCUACUUUAAAUAAUUCAACCACACACAUUACACAUGUCGAGGAAUCAGAGGAUGCUGAAGCAAAGGAGGCCGACGUGUCUGUCGAGGAUGGCCCUAACCCAUUUGAGAGGAAUUCUGAUGUAAGAAGGUCGAGGAAAUCCUUUGAUCCACCAGCGCAAACACAAGAAAUUAUAUCUCCAAAGCCUUCAUAUCGGAAGAAUCCUCGGCUCAUUGUUCAAAAUUUUGUGAAAUCGUUUGGCCAUACUGGUUUUCGUUCAGCCAAAGCUCUUGCUGAAGCAACAAAGUCUUUGACUCGCUCCCAUUCCAUUUCUCCUACAAGAACGCGCAAGGACCAAGCACGUAAAGAAGAAUCCGAGGCUACACCACACUGGCAACAGACAGAACCCAACUAUUUGAACCGCAAGUGCAAGAGUUUGGACGCUCUUCAAACAAAAGCAAAUAAAACAAAAACCGACAAGUUGAAAAGCAAAAAGACGACUGUUAAAAGAUACUCGCCUGAACGAAAGACAAAAUCUUUACGUUUCAAUUUGACUCAACGUUUUUCAAGUACGACAGAAUCACAAAUGAGGCAAAUCGUGCAGUGGGAGAAUUCUCUCAAAAUGAGGAUGCGAUUCACUGAAGGACAAAAGCCGAAUCCUUCAACUGCUCGUUUUCACUCGGAAUGUGCGUGCAAACAACAACAGUAUUUGCAGAAUUGUCACUCCGGAAAGUUGAUGUCACAGCCAAAUUCUCGUCCAACUCCUUCUACUUUGUCUCGUUUUGAUCUAUCGCGUUACCCCAACAAUUCAUCACGAGCACCAUCUUACCAUUCAUUCGUUGAAAGAAAUGUCGGCCACUCAUAUUAUCAAGAUUAUCAAGAUUAUCAUUAUCAAAAACAUUACUUCUCACAAUUC